ACAACAUUAUUCAAAUCAUUCACAAACUCCUUCUUUCCUUUCUCUAAAACACCAUGAAAGCAUCACCAUUUCUAUGGCCCAAAAAACUCACCUUUUCUUUUCUUUAGUUUUUUUCAUGUCCCUCUGUUUUCCACUCAUUUCUUGUCUUUCAACCAUUGCCAUUUCAAAAACAUCUAACCAAACACUGGUUUGUGCAUUGAUUUCCAACUCAUCAUCUCCUCGAGAAUCAUCUCUCAAUUGUACUAGCUUUCCUCAGGGAAUUCAAAUCCCUUUAAAUCCUUCCAUUUCCUUCACUGGUAUUGUUGGUGGAAAUGGUUUCCUUUGUGGUUUGAGUUCAUCUGAGACUUCAAUUAUGGUGUGUUGGAGAUUCUCAAACAAUGGUACAAACUUGACUUACAAAAGGAUUUAUGUUGGUCCAUUGCUGACAAAUCUUGAUUCCGGGAAUUCCCACAUUUGUGGAAUUGUUAACGGAACCAGUAAUCUUCAAUGUUGGCAGUGGCAUGAACUUAAUUCAUCAAACAAUAGCAACAUCACUUCAAAUCUUGCUGUUGGACAAGAUUUUGUUUGUGGUUUGAAGCCAUUUGGUCAAAUACAAUGUCUAGGUAGCUUCAUAAAUGUCACUGAUGCUAAUGCUAUUCCCUCAGGGAAUUAUAGAGAAAUUGCAGCUGGUUCUCAACAUGUUUGUGCCAUUUCCAACAAUGGUAGCUUGUCUUGUUGGGGAAAUAUAGUAGGAGAAAAACCUGUUGGCCUAUUCAAGUCACUUGCUUUAGGUGAUAACAGGAGUUGUGCUUUGAGGAAUAAUGGGGCAGUUGUUUGUUGGGGAGAAAAUGGUUUUAGUCUCCCUUCAUCUUUGAGUGAGACGUUUUUUGAAAGAUUGGUGGCGAAACAGGAUGUUUUCUGUGGCAUUUUGACAUCAAAUUUUUCCUUGUUCUGUUGGGGCAAUGGUAUUUUCAAUUCAAAUCCAGCAGUGUUUGAUGGUGUAGAAGUAGUUCCGGGACCAUGUAUACGUAACACUUCAUGUCCUUGUUCACCUUUACCUAACUAUGCUAGGUUUUGUGAUCAAGGACUAAUGAUAUGUUCACCUUGUUCCCCAAUUGUUAACGGGUCGGGUCCUUCACCACCUCCGUUAUCCCCACAGCCAAUGCUACCACCCACGCCAUCUCAGUCGACUGGAAGAAGUGAUCUAUGGAAUAGGAGAAAUGUGGCCUUUCUAGUGGUAGGUUGUGUUGGGUCCUUAAUGACUUUGAGUGUCCUUAUUAUCUUGUUUCUCAAGUAUUGCAAGAUUAGAGGAUGCAGAGUACAUGACUCUGGCCGCCUUGAUGAGUCUGGGGUGGGGACACCGCCCCAGCAAGGCAGCCAGACAUCUCAAGUUCAAGAUCAAUUGGGUCCUCAUCAGACACCAGUCUUGGAAAAAAGACUAAGUCAAUUGUUUAGUAUGGGAACUGGGGGUCACUUAGAAGAAUUUUCCUUGCAAGUGUUGCUUCAAGCGACGAAUAAUUUCUCGGAUGAGCACAAAGUUGGGACUGGAAGUUUCGGUUCUGUUUAUUGUGCUACGUUAGAAGACGGACGCGAAGUAGCCAUAAAAAGGGCAGAAGCAUCAGCAUCAUCUUCCUAUGCUGGUGGCACAAAGUAUAGACAAGAGGACAAGGAUAGUGCAUUCCUCAAUGAGUUAGAGUUCUUAUCUCGCCUCAAUCACAAAAACCUUGUUAGGCUAUUAGGCUAUUGUGAAGAUAGCAAUGAACGUGUCUUGAUUUUUGAGUACAUGAAUAAUGGCACUCUCCAUGACCAUCUCCACAGGCUUGAAACCUCACCACUAACGUCAUGGACUGCUCGAAUCAAGGUGGCAUUGGAUGCGGCCCGUGGGGUUGAGUACCUCCAUGAGUACGCUGUGCCAGCUGUCAUCCACCGAGACAUCAAGUCGUCCAACGUAUUGCUGGACACCAAUUUGAACGCCAAGGUGUCCGACUUCGGACUAUCCCUAAUGGGCCCACAAGACGAUGAAACACACCUUUCUUUGCGUGCAGCGGGUACGGUCGGUUACAUGGACCCCGAGUACUACAGACUGCAACAAUUGACGACGAAAAGUGAUGUGUACAGUUUCGGAGUAAUGAUGCUAGAGUUGUUGUCAGGGUACAAGGCAAUUCACAAGAACGAGAAUGGUGUACCAAGAAAUGUGGUUGAUUUUGUUGUGCCAUACAUAGUACAAGAUGAGAUUCAUAGGGUGUUGGAUCGUAGAGUACCUCCACCAACACCAUUUGAGAUUGAGGCAGUGUCAUAUGUAGGUUAUCUUGCAGCUGAUUGUACUGCAUUAGAAGGUAGAGAUAGACCAAAAAUGACAGAAAUUGUAAAUAGCCUAGAAAGAGCCUUGCAAGCAUGUUUGGCCACUCCAAAUUUUUCUAGGUCCAACACUGAUUCAUCAACAUAGUCAUCAUUGCUUGGCUUGUGUAUAAUAUUGUAAUUACAAAAUUUUCCCUCA
This is a messenger RNA of Lycium barbarum (goji berry), 2476 nucleotides long. Its product is annotated as serine/threonine-protein kinase-like protein CCR4. The coding region runs from base 74 to 2425 and encodes 783 amino acids. The record is from RefSeq and is a predicted model, not a curated record. Lineage: Eukaryota; Viridiplantae; Streptophyta; Magnoliopsida; Solanales; Solanaceae. Gene Ontology annotation, biological process: protein phosphorylation. The transcript has a single exon. Gene Ontology annotation, molecular function: protein serine/threonine kinase activity; ATP binding.